AUGGUGCAGGCUAAGGUUAUGGCAGAAUAUGUCAAGAAUAUGAUACGCUUUUUGGAGUAUUGGAGGCCAGAAAAAAACUGGAACGAAGAGUAUCCAGACACGCAAAUGAUACCAUAUUCUGAGUUAAUAGACAUCUUGCCAUCAGAUGUUUGUGACUACUUCAAUAAGUUGGCCUAUGGGACGGAAGAUCCAGGACCAGAAGAAUUCUCUACACAACGUAGGAAAGCUAGCUUAGAGUUUUUGAUAUCUAAGUAUAUGCCACGUAAACGCUUGGAGUGGGAUCCAGUGGAAAUGAAAGGGAAUCCAACUCGUUCUGGAGAGGUAAAUGACUUGCUCAAAGCGAUCGAACGUUUUGAGACAAGAGCGGGCUACAUGGUUUAUGAUGCGACGAAUAUCACAUACAUUAAUCUAAAAUACAACGAAAACCAUCCUGAUGAGGUUUUUCUUGAGAUAACUAGGAGCAAAAACAUUGCUAAGAAAUCUCAGGUGAGUAGACAAGUUGUGCUUGGAUCUCUAGACCCAUAUCUUUGUGCACUAUCAGCACUCACCGCACAUAUCAUUGAUCGACUUCGUGGUCGCUCAACAUUUAGCAACUUAGAUCUCGGAUAUAUGUUCACAUCCACUGGAUCGACUGGGCGAGACGAGAAAUUAAGAACCGAUGUGUCACGCAGUAAAAUCAAAAAUAUUAUCUCUGCCAAAGGAGAGAUAAGUAAACUUGGUACGCAUAGUAUGCGUGAAUGUGUAAUAAGCCGGGCAUCCACAUUAGACUCUAUGUUAUAA
Messenger RNA from Sphaeroforma arctica JP610, 780 nucleotides. RefSeq lists its product as hypothetical. The transcript is spliced from 2 exons. The coding region runs from base 1 to 780 and encodes 259 amino acids. Lineage: Eukaryota; Ichthyosporea; Ichthyophonida. The record is from RefSeq and is a predicted model, not a curated record.